AUGAUAUUAAGCAAAUUUACUCCUAUUUAUCUUAUUUGCUUUUUUUCUCUCUCUCUCUUCCUCUCCUCCUCUCUCUCUCUUCCUCUCCUCCUCUCUCUCUCCUCCUCCUCUCUCUCUUCCUCCCCUCAUGUCUCUCUCUCUCUUCCUCCCCUCAUGUCUCUCUCUCUCUUCCUCCCCUCAUGUCUCUCUCUCUUCCUCCCCCUCAUGUCUCCUCUCUCUCUCCCUCAUGUCUCUCUCUCUCUCCCCUCAUGUCUCUCUCUCUCUCCUCCCCUCAUCUCUCUCUCUCCCCUCAUGUCUCUCUCUCUCCCCUCAUGUCCCUCCCUCUCUCCCCUCAUGUCUCCCCUCUCUCCCCUCAUGUCUCUCUCUCCCCUCAUGUCUCUCCCUCUCUCUCAUGUCUCCUCUCUCUCCCCUCAUGUCUCUCCCUCUCUCUCCCCUCAUGUCUCUCCCUCUCUCUCCCCUCAUGUCUCUCCCUCUCUCUCCCCUCAUAACUCUCUUUGGGCUACCCCCACCCCCUCUCACUUACUAGGAAUUUCUUGUUUUUGUCUAUUGGAUUAUACCCUAAGUCUCCUUUCUCUGACUCUCUCUCUCUUCAUGGUAUCAAUUCAUUCUCCAAAUAUUUACUCUCUCUUUCUCUCUCAACAUCAACCCUACAACUGCAAAAAUCCUCUCUCUCACUCACACAAACGCGUUGCCGCACCUCUCUCUCACUCACACAAACACAUUGCCGCGCAUCUCUCGCACUCACACAAACGCGUUGCUGCCUCUCGCACAGAACGCGUCGCUGCCUCUCGCACUCUCAUGUUCUUAUCUCUCAUUAAGAUACUCUAA
This is a messenger RNA of Acanthosepion pharaonis, 828 nucleotides long. NCBI's taxonomy places the organism in Eukaryota, Metazoa, Mollusca, Cephalopoda, Sepiida, Sepiidae. The record is from the annotation of a GenBank genome assembly.